AUGAAGAGUCAAGAACCUCGUUCAAGCUCCUCUUGUGCAGCCUGCAAGGCCUUAAAGAGAAGAUGCAUCCCGAAUUGCCAGUUCGCCCCGUAUUUUCGUUCAGAUGAGCGAAAGAAGUUUGCCAAAGUACACAAGGUGUUCGGAGCCAGCAACGUUAGCAAGAUUCUUAAUGAGGUAGCAGAGGAGCAACGAGAUGAUACGGUGAAUUCGCUUGUUUACGAGGCUGAGGUGAGGCUGAGAGACCCUAUUUAUGGUUGCAUUGGGGCUAUAGCUUCUCUGGAGAAGAAGAUGGUUGAAUUAGAGCAUGAUCUGAUGCAUGCUCGAGCUCGUCUUGCAUCUUGUGUUAAUCAGCAUGGGAACAUGGCCACUUGGAUUUCUGAUAUUCCUGUGCCUAGUGGUAUCGUGGAGGCCUUCAACCAGAAUUCGUUUUCCUUUAAUCAAUGUAGCCAUCUUCCAUUUCUUUAA
Fraxinus pennsylvanica is the source of this 465-nucleotide messenger RNA. The record is from the annotation of a GenBank genome assembly. Lineage: Eukaryota; Viridiplantae; Streptophyta; Magnoliopsida; Lamiales; Oleaceae.